Messenger RNA from Cheilinus undulatus (humphead wrasse), 3115 nucleotides. RefSeq names its product spermatid perinuclear RNA-binding protein-like. The transcript is spliced from 18 exons. The coding region runs from base 377 to 2398 and encodes 673 amino acids. The record is from RefSeq and is a predicted model, not a curated record. Gene Ontology annotation, molecular function: double-stranded RNA binding; single-stranded RNA binding. Gene Ontology annotation, cellular component: precatalytic spliceosome. NCBI's taxonomy places the organism in Eukaryota, Metazoa, Chordata, Actinopteri, Labriformes, Labridae.
GCUGCUGCUCGCGCUGACGGCAGACUGCCCGGUGUCCGCUGCUGCUGUUGCCGUUGGGUCGCUGAUUUUGUCGCCGCUUCCCUCUCACUCCACGCUGUUUUUCUGACCGGAUACUAACCGAAACCGAAACCGGGACUUUAUUUCUGUCACAGGACGCGGGAAACUACGACAACAAAGAGUUCACGGAGACGAGUCCUCUCCCGGUCCUCCUCCCGGUGCUGAACUGACCAACAGCGGAGUGAGACUCUUACUGAGACGACGACCACCAAGAGACGUCUGACUGCAUGAGGAGGACGAGUGACGGGACCCUGGUCCUCACCUAGACCCCCCCCCUCCCCUCCCCUCCCCAAACUCCCCCUCCCCCUCCAGACUGGACAUGAGGUCGUUCAGAUCGUUCGCAAAUGACGACCGCCACGUCAUGGCCAAACACGCCAGCAUCUACCCGAGCCCAGAGGAGCUGGAGGCCGUGCAGACGCUGGUGUCCACCGUGGAGGGCGCCCUCAAGAAGGUAUCUGAUUGGCUGGAUGGACUCAGUAAACCCUCAGGGAAGAUUUCGUCCAAUCAGGAGACGGAAGAGAAGAUGGUGGAAAAAGACGCCGCUGAGACAAAGACUGACGGCUCGUCUCUGCUGUGUGGAGUCACUCGAGUCGGGCUGGUGUCUAAAGGCCUGCUGAUCAGAGAAGACAUGGACCUGGAGCUGGUCCUCAUGUGCAGAGAGAAACCCACCAAAGUGCUGCUGUACACCAUCAGCGCCAACCUGCCGCUGCAGAUUCAGACGAUGACUGAGGACAAAUACGAGGUUCAGUCCAGCGUACCCGAGGCCGCCAUCCGAGUCUGCAGCACCAAAGAGCCCCGACUCACCCUGAAGAUCACCCUCUCCUCUUUAGCCAUGCGGGAGGAGCCCAGCACGUCAGAGGAAGGAGACGAUGACAGAAAAGAGAAGCAGGAGGAAGAGGAGGAGGAUGAAGAGGACAUCCUGGACAGACAGAAGUGUCGAGCUGCGCUGGCUUCACUCCGACACGCCAAAUGGUUCCAGGCCAGAGUCACAGAUCUGAAAUCCUGCGUGGUCGUCCUGAGGAUUCUCCGAGACAUGUGCAACAGACUGCCGGGAUGGAGGCCGCUCAAAGGAUGGCCUCUGGAGCUGAUCUGUGAAAAAGCUAUCGCCACCUGUAACCGUCCGCUGGGUCCAGGUGAGGCUCUACGGAGAGUCAUCGAGUGCAUCGCCUCAGGGAUUCUGCUGCCGGGAGGUCCGGGGGUUCAUGACCCGUGUGAGAGAGAGCCCACAGACGUCCUGAGCGACCUCAGCGCCCAGCAGGCCGACGCCGUCACAGAGAGCGCACAGCACGCGUUACGCCUCCUCGCCUUCGGACAGCUCUACAAGGUCCUGAAAAUGGAUCCUCUCCCCGCCAGCAAACCCUCGGCUCGGCUGUUAGAAGGCUGUCAGAAGAGGCUUCGGGACGACGUCGGCUCAGACGACAGAGAUUUCAUCAAACGGAUGAAAGUCCUAGACUGGAGGAUGACCGACCCCAACCAUCCCAUGAAUGCUCUCAUGCGUCUGAACCAGAUCCACCCGGGUCUCCAGUACCGCCUGCUGUCCCAGUCCGGCCCGGUCCACGCUCCGGUCUUCACCAUGUCUGUGGACGUCCAGGGAACCUCGUACCAGGCCACAGGAAACUCCAAGAGGACCGCCAAGCUGCAAGUGGCUCUGAAGGUGCUCCAGGCUCUGGGAUUUGUGCUCGGCGGAGACGGAGACGUGGACUCUCUGAGCGCCGAUGAGAAGUCAGACGGAGAGGGAAAGAACGACCGCAUGUCCACCAGCUCCAGCUCCACCUCCAUCACCUCCUCCACGGACACUCAGGAGUCCAGAGCUCCGGGUCCGAUCCUCACAGCGGGGGGUAAAAACCCGGUGAUGGAGCUGAAUGAGAAACGGCGCGGCCUCAAAUACGAGCUAAUAUCAGAGAGCGGCAGCAGCUACGACAAACGCUUCAUCAUCGAGGUGGAGGUGGAUAAGCAGGUGUUCCGGGGGACGGGUCCCAAUAAGAAGGUGGCUAAAGCUAGUGCGGCGCUCGCAGCCCUGAACAGCCUCUUCUCUGGCUCCAAAUCCACCAACAACAAGAAGAAACGACCGAAUCCUCCUCCGAAGCGACCUAUAACCUCAGUGCUGACCCUUCCCGCCCUCGCUGCCAGACCUCCUCGAGUCCCCGUCAUCCCCCGAGCUCCCUACAUCAGCACGCCACCCCCACACGGAUACAUCCCUCCAGGUUUUGGUGCUCCGUAUGGUUACGGCCCUGCAGGAGCCCUCCCCCCCUACGGUUUUCCCUCCAGAAUGCCCUCAGUAGUUCUCCCUGUCAUCAGACUCCCCUCAACAUACCCCAUCACCCAUCCUUACCCCUUUUAGGCCCUUAACAUACCCCGUCACUCACCCUUGUCCCUUUUAGGUCCUCAACAUACCCCGUCACCCAUCCUUACCCCUUUUAGGCCCUUAAUAUACCCCGUCACCCACCCUUACCCCUUUUAGGCCCUAAACAUACCCCGUCACUCACCCUUGUCCCUUUUAGGUCCUCAACAUACCCCGUCACCCACCCUUACCCCUUUUAGGCCCUAAACAUACCCCGUCACUCACCCUUGUCCCUUUUAGGUCCUCAACAUACCCCGUCACCCACCCUUACCCCUUUUAGGGCCCUUAACAUGUACCCCUAUCAGGACCCUCAGUAUACCCAAAAAUCUCCUGUACACCCCAUAAUGACCCUUCAUACAUGCCAUAUCCUACCUGUACUCCUACCAGGACCCUUACCAUACCCUAUAAUCCACCUGUACCCCUAUUAGAACCCUCAAUACACCCUAAUGGCCACCUGUAUCUCUUUAAGGACACUCAGUUUACCCUAAAAUCCAGCUUUACUCCUAUCAGGACCCUCAGUAAAACCCAAAAAUCCUCCUGUACCCCUUUAAGAACCAACCGUUCACCUUAAAAUCCAGCUUUACUCCUAUCAGGACCCUCAGUAAAGCCCAGAAAUCUCCUGAAGCCUCAUAAUGACCCUUGAUACACCCCAAAUCCUACCUGUACUCCUACCAGGACCCUUAACCCUUUAAAGGGAUACUUCAACAUUUUGGCAAA